CUCGAAACCACUGCACCACCACACCAAUCCAACCAGUCUAUCAUUCCUAAUAUCUCCCUAUCUUGCUCCUCGUACACAUAUAUUUACAUAGCGGAUACAUUCUACUAUUCUAAUCCACAAUGGCCAACGACCUCAAGGUCAUCGUGUCCGAGCUCCACAGCGCCCUCGGCCGGCAACAAUUCGAAGCCGUCAACGACCUCCUCAGUCGCGGCAAGCGCGCCCUCCUCCUGCAGAAUGUCCUGAUUCCCACGCCGUCAGCACCCGCCGAGCUGGUCGCCCAGGCCCGCGAGGUUCUCGAGCUCGGAGCCAUCGCCUCUAUCCGACAGACCGACGCACCCACCUUCACACGAUACUACCAGCAGCUGCAGCCGUUCUACGACCUGGAGCGGGACAGCACGAAUGCCGGCCACGUGGACAUCCGAAACAGCCAGCGCAGCAAGAUCACAGGCUUGUAUCUGCUGCUGCUGUUGAGCAUGGGCGACAGCACGAGCUUUCACACGGUUCUGGAGGGUCUGGUCGAGGAGGCGAGUCUGAAGGGCAAGAGCGUCGAGGAUGAUCCGUUCAUCAAGUAUCCGGUUGAGCUGGAGAGGAAUCUGAUGGAGGGAAGCUACGAUAAGGUGUGGCGGGAGACCAACUCCGAGCGCGUGCCCUCGGAGGACUUUGCGCUGUUCUCGAAUGUCCUGGUCGGAACCAUCCGCAGCGAAAUCGCAGACUGCUCCGAAAAGGCGUACCCGUCGCUCCCCAUCUCCAACGCCAAGAACCUCCUCUUCCUCGAUUCGGAGGGCGCCGUGAUCGAGUUCGCCCAGCAGCGCGGCUGGGUCCUCCGUGAUGGCCGCAUCUUUUUCCCCGUCGAGCCCGAGGCGGCUGCUCGGUCCGAGAAGGAUAUCCUCGUGGCCAGCGGCACGAUCAUCGAGAAUGCGAUCGGCUAUGCGCGCGAGCUGGAGACGAUCGUCUGAUUUAUCUAUAAUCAUUUUAUUCUCGGGUUUCGUUUCGGGACGGGGCGUGUUUCGUUGGUAUACCUGUUGUUGAUGUCCACUUCUGCAUAUGACCUCUCGAGCGUUUUACGAACAUAACAUAAACCUACUUCAUUUCCCUCUUCCCAGAUCUUAUGUAGACUAGGCAAGGAUACUCAUACAUUAACCCGCCACACACAAACCCUCCGAUCAUAGAAACUACUCGACACAACCACCAACUCCCCUCCUGCUCCCUGAU
Molecule: messenger RNA, 1212 nt
Organism: Aspergillus neoniger CBS 115656
Lineage: Eukaryota; Fungi; Ascomycota; Eurotiomycetes; Eurotiales; Aspergillaceae
Gene: rpnL
Product: proteasome regulatory particle lid subunit rpnL
Exons: 2
Coding region: 120-956 (278 amino acids)
Biological process (GO): proteasome-mediated ubiquitin-dependent protein catabolic process
Cellular component (GO): cytosol; nucleus; proteasome regulatory particle
Source: RefSeq, a predicted model, not a curated record